Eucalyptus grandis is the source of this 758-nucleotide messenger RNA. Its product is annotated as BAG family molecular chaperone regulator 5, mitochondrial. The transcript has a single exon. Gene Ontology annotation, biological process: protein folding. The annotation marks the transcript as partial. Gene Ontology annotation, molecular function: protein-folding chaperone binding. Gene Ontology annotation, cellular component: plasmodesma. Lineage: Eukaryota; Viridiplantae; Streptophyta; Magnoliopsida; Myrtales; Myrtaceae. The record is from RefSeq and is a predicted model, not a curated record.
GCAAUUCAUCCCCCUCCGCCGCCCAACAUCACCCUCCACCUCCAACCCAACCAAGCCCAUUCCCGGGCCGCCACCAAGAUCCAGUCCGCCUACCGCGCCCACCUGAUCCGCACCCUCUACAAGACCAUCUCCACCGUCGACUCCGCCGCCGACCGCCUCCAGCGCCGGAUCCAGCGGCAGGACACCGUCGACGCCCUCCGGGGCAGCCCCCUCGAGAGGGCGAGGAUAGAUGAGGAGCUGAUGAGGCUGCUGCUGAGGCUGGACUCGGUGCCCGGCGGGAUCGAUCCGGCGUUGAGGGAGGGGAGGAGGAAGGUGAGCCGCCGGAUCGUGGGGCUGCAGGAGAUCGUCGACGGGGUGUGCUGCGGCGGGGGGACGGCGGCGGAGGGUGGCGGCGACGACAAUUGGUGGGGGUGGUGCGAGAGGGUGGAGGAGGAGGUGUGUAGGGAGAGAGGAGGGGAGGAGCUGGAGAGGUACUGCGCCAACUACUUGGGGUUUCGUUGCUUGGAGAGAUUUCUUCACGAACCCUGAGUUUCGCCGCUCUUGUUCUUCCUCUUACAAUAUCACUUUUUCUGCGCCAACUAUUAUUAUUUUUUUUUAUGGUUUGUGACUCGUGGCAAUAGAUCUAUACACUCGUGUUCUUAUCCGUUCUCGAACCUUGUAGGUUCUUCUAUUUUGUCUUCAAGUUUGUAAACUAUUCAAUCAACGUAUAUUCAGAAGUUAGAACUAUGUUCAAGAAAAGAGCAUAGCGUAACCAGCAA